AUGUUUUCUACGAUCUGCUGGAACACACGUUCAGCCAGGCGGGGAGAUGCGGAUUGCACUGAAACAAGGUGUCAAGACUUGUUUUCACCGAUUGCCGAACCUCGAGCGAUUUUUGCGCAAGUGCAAGGAAGUCUUCAGUGCGAAUCAUUGACCGCACUACAUCAACACUUGCUGCUUCUGAUUGCCAAAUCAAGGAUAUUUACACAGUGCGAUGCGGCGGAUAAACCAAGCCUUUUUACGUAUGAUACACACUCCGGCGGCUAUCCGAUGCCCAACGUUGCGAUAUACGACGAGAAAUCAGACACAGAGAUCAAAAAAGAAGAACAUGCAUCCCAUGUGCUUCCAGCUGACUUGCAGCAUGGAUCCGCCGCUUUUCAAAAACGACCUCCAUGGAUUCUGACGCGUGAUUAUACCAGAGAUUCACGUGCCAAUUCUGACAGUUGGCGUAUUCUUUCCGCCGAGUUGGAUAUGAUCCGACAUUCAAAGCUUAUCAAGCCAUUGCGAAACAGGCGGUACAAGCAUCCGCGGCAAGAUCCUUUUGUAUGGGGACGUCGAAGCCAUCUGAGUAUCAGCUGUUCAUGGUUAGAAUAA
Radiomyces spectabilis is the source of this 591-nucleotide messenger RNA. RefSeq lists its product as uncharacterized. The coding region runs from base 1 to 591 and encodes 196 amino acids. The record is from RefSeq and is a predicted model, not a curated record. NCBI's taxonomy places the organism in Eukaryota, Fungi, Mucoromycota, Mucoromycetes, Mucorales, Radiomycetaceae. The transcript is spliced from 2 exons.